AUGUACGUGGAAUAUUUCAUCUUUAUGGCAUUUGCCUGUAUAUUGAUACUUGCCAGAACUUGUUAUCUGAUAUUUAUCAAAAACACUAAACCUAAAGAAAAGUCCUGUUCAAUUAAAACAAUGAUAAUAUUAGGUUCUGGUGGACAUACAGCUGAAAUGUUGCGAAUUGUUAAAUACUUAAAUAUUAAGAAUUAUUCGCCUAGAGUGUACAUUCAUGCUCAGACAGAUAAACUUAGUGCAGAUAAAGUUAGAGAUUUAGAGAAUGGCAAUAAAGAUUUUAAAAUUGUGAAAAUUUAUAGAAGUCGUGAAGUUCAACAAUCGUACCUCACGUCGAUUUGGACUACUAUAUUUGCCACACUAAACUGUCUUCCAAUUUUGUGGAGAGAAAAUCCAGGGCUCAUUUUAUGCAAUGGCCCUGGUACCUGUGUACCUUUAUGUAUUAUGGCAUUUUUGUUUAGAGUUCUAUUUAUUACAGAAAAUGUUAUUAUAUUCAUAGAAAGUUUCUGUAGGGUUAAAACUUUCUCAUUAACGGGAAAGAUUUUGUAUUAUUUAGCUGAUCAUGUUAUUGUGCGAUGGACAUACUUAAGUAAACCUAUGUAUAGCAGAAGUGUUUUUUUAUAA
Cyphomyrmex costatus is the source of this 621-nucleotide messenger RNA. It is a transcript of the gene Alg14, whose product is annotated as ALG14, UDP-N-acetylglucosaminyltransferase subunit. Gene Ontology annotation, biological process: dolichol-linked oligosaccharide biosynthetic process. The transcript has a single exon. Gene Ontology annotation, molecular function: N-acetylglucosaminyldiphosphodolichol N-acetylglucosaminyltransferase activity. NCBI's taxonomy places the organism in Eukaryota, Metazoa, Arthropoda, Insecta, Hymenoptera, Formicidae. Bases 1 to 621 code for a protein of 206 amino acids. The record is from RefSeq and is a predicted model, not a curated record. Gene Ontology annotation, cellular component: UDP-N-acetylglucosamine transferase complex.